Messenger RNA from Effrenium voratum, 1215 nucleotides. The record is from the annotation of a GenBank genome assembly. NCBI's taxonomy places the organism in Eukaryota, Dinophyceae, Suessiales, Symbiodiniaceae.
AUGACGUCGGCCACCCUGGAAUCUGAAGCUGCCUUUUCAGAGCGUGCAGCAGCAAUUGGGCUGGACCAGGCCACCAUCACAGCACUCGGAACCGCAGGUUUUGCAACGUUUGGGACGUAUGCGUUUGCUACUGCCUAUACGCCGCAGAGUGCAGAUGAGGCGCCUUUCAAGAGUUUCCUGGAGCGAGCAAUCGGUCGGGAGCCAAGUGAUUCGGAAUUUGCUAUGCUGCGCAGGUUGUUCUUUGAAUCGCACACCUUGGCUUUAUCUGAUUUGCGGACGAGGGUGGAAUCGACAACCGACCCUGGUACAUCGACAAGGAAGUUGCCCACUGCGGAGAGGGUGGCGCGGCAGGCCAAUCAGCAAACCAGGUUGUUGGGGGUGAUUUUUGAUCCAGAUACAACCCCGGCCAACCAAUUGGUUGAUUACUAUGUCGAGAUGCUCGAGACGGGCGUGCUCUCUUAUAUCAAGCCAGAGCAGUGUUGCAGUCGGGCUCACGAGGUCGCUUUGGUUAGGAAGGAUACUUCUAUUUCCACUGACGCCAAUGGUAUGUUGAAGAUAAGUUCCAAGAGCCCCGAGGCCUCUUGUGAGGCCAACGCGGAACUGAAGCUUCGGGCCGCUUGGCAGCGGAGAAGCUUAGCCAUGGAUCUAGCAGAGAUUGCCAGUUUUACCACGGUGGAGACUUGGGUUCAGUAUUUAUUUGCGCAGCUCAGCAAAGAUCAGCCCAGGGGUUUUUCGAAGAUCACGCUGCAGCAGGUGCUUGAUUGCGACAGACAGCUUUUCGUUCUAGCAUCGCAUCGGACCAUGGGAAAAUUGAGGACGCUUGUGCCCGGUGACCCCAAACCUUUGGACACUGCGAUUGACAGCCUCAAGAGUUCCACGGAAGUCCUGCAGUAUCUGACUCCACUACCGGCACUGCGAGCUCCGCCCACGCCAGUCCCGGGCCAGGAGCGGCCAGCCAAGAUGCAGAAGGUCAACCCAACGCCGAAGCAAGGUAACAAACCCAAGGCUUCGGGUGCUGCAUCUAGCAAGUUCCAGCUGCCGGAGGGGUGUGUCAGCCACGACGAAGAGAACAGACCGUUGUGUUUCCUAUGGCAGCAAGGCAAAUGCAAAUUCAAAGGGCCACCGGGGAAGCGAUGCGCGCGCGGGUUCCACAAGUGUUACAAGGCCGGAUGUUUCCGCCUGAAGCCAUAUCAUUUGUGUACCCACGCUGACUGA